This is a messenger RNA of Oncorhynchus masou masou (cherry salmon), 2846 nucleotides long. Its product is annotated as extracellular matrix protein 2-like. The coding region runs from base 1 to 2319 and encodes 772 amino acids. The transcript is spliced from 13 exons. Gene Ontology annotation, molecular function: collagen V binding; protein binding; heparin binding. Gene Ontology annotation, cellular component: extracellular matrix. Gene Ontology annotation, biological process: extracellular matrix organization; positive regulation of cell-substrate adhesion. NCBI's taxonomy places the organism in Eukaryota, Metazoa, Chordata, Actinopteri, Salmoniformes, Salmonidae. The record is from RefSeq and is a predicted model, not a curated record.
AUGACAUCUCCAGUUCCCACGCCUCUGCCGGUUCUUCUGGCUUCUACGCCCCAGCCGGCUUGUCCAGCGCCCGUGCCUCGGCAGGCCCGUCAGGCUCGCUCAGUUGUGUUCCAGGCUCUGGGGUAUCAGCCCCCGCUCUUCCCCGAGCAGGAGGAGGUCGGCAUACCUUCUGGCCAGAUGUUUGUCCGUCGCUGUCGUCGUACCUGGAGGAGAGCCCGGUCGGCCCUCCUCAAGACCACCUCCAGGUAUCGACGACAAGCGGAUCGCCAUCAGACCCCGGUAUCGUCUUGGGCAGAAGCCUCACUAAUUGAUGGGAAGCCCAGCCAUAGAACAGAGAAGCCCAGGAGCUCCAAACCCGUGGUAGGAGCUGACUUACCUGAUCCGGAUAACACUGAUGACAUUCUCCUCCCUGGUGGCAGUGGGCAGUGCUCGGUGAAUGGGAUGUUCCUGUUUGACAGGGCCAUGUGGUCGCCUCAGCCCUGCUCUGUGUGCCAGUGUCAGAGGGGAACUGUCAGCUGUCACCCUGUCCCUUGCGGCGGUUCAAAUAACCAGCAGACAGUGGCUCCCAAAGCCAAGAGACCCUCCCCUAAUGCAGAGAAGAAAGAGGGGAUUCCAAAGCAGAAGAAGAGUCUCCAAAGGACAUCAGAAGAAGGAGGAGCAGGACGUCAGAAGAAGGAGGAGCGGCAUGUUAGUCCAGUGAAAGUGGUUGCUGUUGUGAAAUCCGUGGCCACCCAGAACAAAAAACAAGAAGUAGCAGUGAAGAAACAGGAAGUGGCUGUGAAGAAACAAAAAGUGUCUGUGAAGAAACAGGAAAUGGUUGUGAAAACAAAAGUAAGGAAGACCGAGGUCCCUGUGGCCAAGAGGCGUGACCCGAAGAUAAGCAAAGACAGCCUUCCAUACCUUCCCUACGAUGAUGACGAUCACGAUGACCAUGACCACAGCGAGCAUGACGACAAUGACGACGAUGAUGAUUAUAUCAUCAGGGCCACCGGAAAACCCACCAUGAGGUUGGCACCAAUGGGGAGACCAGUCACCAUGGCGACUGGCCGACUGGCUACUACCACCACUAGGAGACCCAUAGUGAGGGGGCCGGGACGUGCUGUGGUCACAUUCCCCAGGAGACACAGCAUCAUGGAGUCUCUCCCUGCUGGCUGCCUGCUCUCGGAGUCUCUGAUCGCCUGUGGCAGUACUGGCAUGGUCCACAUCCCCAUCCUCUCAGACCAGGGGGUCAAGACCCUCUAUCUGGCAGACAAUAAGAUCAAUAAGAUCCCUCCCCGGGCGCUGGCUGGGCUGCCCAACCUGGAGUGGCUGGACCUGAGCAAGAACAAGCUGGACGACUCCUCCAUCAGCCCUGACCUGUUCCAGAACCUGACCCAGCUGAGGAGGUUGAAUUUAGAUGGCAACAAUCUGACCAAAGUCCCCUUGAUUCUCCCGCCGUCCCUGGUGGAGCUUAAGAUCAAUGACAACAAGAUCCUGGGCCUCACACCUAACAGCUUUAAAGGUUUGUCCAAAUUGCUGACACUUGAGCUUGAGGACAACCACUUCCACGAUGGGAAUGUGUCACCUUUGACCUUCCGGCCCCUCAAGAAACUCAUCUAUCUGCGACUGGAGGACAAUAAGUUCCGGGCCAUCCCCUCUGGGCUUCCUGUGACCCUGCAGGCACUUCACCUGUCUGAUAACAGAAUAGAAGAGGUGCAUGAGGGGAUCCUCAACAAGACCGUCAACCUCAGGUUUCUGGAUCUCAGUCAUAAUAGGAUCCGGGAGGACCGCAUAGCCCCAAGGGCCUGGAUACACCUGUUAAAGUUGGAGUCGUUGGACCUGUCGCACAAUAAGCUGGUGCAUGUUCCCUCCUUCCUCCCUGUGGGUCUACAGCAGCUCCACCUGCACCACAACCAGAUUGAGCGGAUCCCUGGCUACGUGUUUGGCCACAUUAAACCGGGACUGGACCUCCUUCACCUGUCCCACAACAGGCUGGCCAACGACGGCAUUGAUGAUGUGUCCUUCCUAGGCCUGUACAACUCCCUGACUGAACUCCUGCUGGACCACAACCAGCUUCGCUCCAUCCCCAGGGGGCUACUGAAGCUCAAGAGCCUGCAGCUCCUCCGCCUCAACCACAACGUUAUCAGAUACGUUCCUCUGAACUCUCUGUGUGACAUGCGCCAGAGUGACGACUCGCCCCUAGUCUCCGUUCACCUGGAGUACAACCUGAUUGACAGGCGUCUCAUCCCGCCCACCGCCCUAUCCUGCAUCAAGACCUACCACAGCAUCAUACUACGGCCCCAGAGUAACGAGGAAGAUUACCACCAUGAAGAUUACUAGUACCCCCCCUUCCUCACUUCCCUCCUUCCUUUUCACCCCCCCCCCCCGUCAGUUUGUCAUGGGUUACACCUUGUCUGCGUUUCUCAUUACAUAAUUUCCUUUGAGUCCGUCUCUUAUUGUAUUUAGCUUAGUCAGACUUAUGACACCCAAGCGUUAUGCAACAGAUGAAAUUAGAUUUCUAUCCUAAGUCUGACCAUAAUUCUAGGGCAAUGUUUAUGCAACCAGCCCUUUGUCAGUGGGCUUCAUUAUCACAAUGAAUGAGAACGAUUGUGUGUUUUUUUUCCUGUUUUAAAGCCUCACGCGUUUCUGGGUUUUACUUGUGACUUUGACCUUGCUUGAUACAGUAGCAUGUAUUGAAAUAAAAAAUAAUGUGUGGUUACCAAGGGAAACCCAGGUAGCUACUUGACAGUAGUGAGAGCCAAAGAUGUCCAGGUGCCCUCUAUACUAAACUCACUUUUUUUUUGUACAACUGUUUCAACUUUGUGACAAACUUGUGUAAUGAAAAAUUGUGAAAAUAAAAACAUCUU